Naumovozyma dairenensis CBS 421 is the source of this 564-nucleotide messenger RNA. It is a transcript of the gene GTF1, whose product is annotated as glutamyl-tRNA(Gln) amidotransferase subunit F. Gene Ontology annotation, biological process: glutaminyl-tRNAGln biosynthesis via transamidation. The transcript has a single exon. NCBI's taxonomy places the organism in Eukaryota, Fungi, Ascomycota, Saccharomycetes, Saccharomycetales, Saccharomycetaceae. Gene Ontology annotation, cellular component: mitochondrion; glutamyl-tRNA(Gln) amidotransferase complex. The record is from RefSeq and is a predicted model, not a curated record. Gene Ontology annotation, molecular function: glutaminyl-tRNA synthase (glutamine-hydrolyzing) activity. Bases 1 to 564 code for a protein of 187 amino acids.
AUGUCCUUAUCACAUAUCACAUCUUUAUUAAAAAGACGAUGUUGUUGCCCCUGCUACUCCCAACUCGCAAGGUGCUAUCACUCAUCUGUUUCCAAACCCUGGAUAGGUCCCGUAUUGAAAUCAAACCACGAACUGGAUCAGUUUUUUAAUACAUAUAAUUGGUCUGUAAGCAAAUAUCUACAGGAUACCUCUUCAAUUACUAAGGAUAAACUACCUUCGAGGGAAGUAGUCUUGAAAUUGUUAAAACUAUCGGGAUUGUCUUCUCUUCAUGCUGAUAUUGAGGCCAUACAAUAUACAUUAGCUAGACAAUUACAAUUGAUCAGUAAAUUACAUAAUGCCCCCGUUGAUACAACGGAACUUGAUCCGAAUCAUGCAAGGUUGUUUCCAAGAGAAAAUAAACUAUUGACAUACGAAACUUUAAUGAAGAAAAUUGAAUGUGAAAACUUGGAACCUGAAGAACAGCUUGAUAGUUCAAACAAGUCAUGGAAGGCUACCGAUACAGCAACUAUUUCGAAAAAUGGUUAUUUCAUAUUCAGACAUGGUCUUUUGAAAGAUCGGAAUUAA